UGCACUGUAUUUUUAUCAAAGUGAUUAGUUAACACAAGUAGCCCAGCUGACAAGAUGUCUGUAAUACAAUGUCAUACAAAAGAAGAUUUCGAUAAGCAACUUUGUGAUGCUGGUCAAAAACUUGUUGUUGUCGACUUCUAUGCGACUUGGUGCGGACCGUGUAAAGUGAUUGGUCCCAAAGUUGCAGCAAUGAGUGGGGAAUACAAAAAUGCUGUUUUUCUAAAAGUGGAUGUGGACGAAAAUUCAGACACUACUGAAAAGCAUGGAAUAAGUGCUAUGCCUACAUUUCUGUUUUUCAAGGAUGGUCAAAAAGUUGAUGAACUUGUGGGAGCAAGUGAAGCCAAGCUGAGAGAGAUGAUAGAGAAGAAUAUUUAGAAUCUUUUCAAUAUAGUUUUGAUUUCCUGUAAUUGAUCCAAUAGCGAUAAAUUAUCCCAAAAAUCAUUUUGAAUUCGGGAAUGCACAAUUUGUAGUCAAUUUUAAUAUUUGUAGUGUUGUAAAUUGUAAUCUGAGGCUAAUUUUUUAAUACAGAUGUACUCAGUGAAGAUGUUACCUGGGUUUAAAUAGUUGAAUACAGAAUUCCGAUUUUGAACAAAGUUUGAUAAAUGUAUUUAUAAACGGGAAUGGGUUUGAUAAUUUAUUUUGCAGUUCUGAUUUAAAAAAAUUAGUUUUCUGCGAUACAGUCAACAUAUCUCUUCAAGAUCAUGUAUCUUUGCUUUUUUUAGUAAUUAUCCGAACUCAUUGCAUUUUAUAUUCGAAAAUUUUGAGUUAGAAACACGAAUAGUCACACAAUUUGCUUAUGAUGAAGUCAAAAUUUGUUGCCCAAUCUGGAUUGAAUUUACUUUCUUAGAAUUUCUUCCUAUACAAAUAUGUUCUAUUUGCACUUUUCGGUAUUACUUAUUAAAUUUGCCCCAAAAUGAACGCAAUUAGGCUUGAGCACCCAUUCUGAUAUUUUACAACCAGUUUCUCGUAAAAUUUGUAGUUUUACCCAAUGCAGUCAAAUCGAGCAUGUUAUUUAUAUCAUGAUUUGCUAAAAAUAUUCUUGAAUAUUAAUCUUUUUAAAUAUGGACUUCCAUAAAGCUCACAUGCAUAUUCGUUCUGUUGAAUGUUUAUUCAAACGUUCUAGUUAAUAUAGUGAAAUGCUUGUACGAUAUAUGCAGAUUAUCUCUUGAUUUUGCAAAUUUUGAUGAUAAUAGGGAAUAUUCAAUAUUGUGAUAAUACAUUAUUCAAAUUUCAGUUUUUUCGAGUGACUAUUUUUUAUAAACAAAUUUUCAGGUAUUCGAAUUGUAGUACUGACAAUAAUAUUGGUUCUGUUUUAUUUAG
Molecule: messenger RNA, 1320 nt
Organism: Styela clava
Lineage: Eukaryota; Metazoa; Chordata; Ascidiacea; Stolidobranchia; Styelidae
Product: thioredoxin-like
Molecular function (GO): protein-disulfide reductase activity
Source: RefSeq, a predicted model, not a curated record